AUGAUGAAUGUGAAUGAAAGUGAGGUUGCAUUGAAAUAUAUGGGAGAAAAUUAUUAUCAAGAUUCAUUGAAUAUCAUGAUCAAAGGGCUAUAUAUUGAGAUGGAGAGAGUCCUAAAUAUCUUAACAAGCAUUGAUUUUUCAAACAAUAGUUUCAGAGGAGAGAUGCCAAAGAUAAUUGGAAGGCUUAAAUCACUCAAGGGGCUCAACUUUUCUCACAAUAACCUUAUAGGUCAUAUUCCACCAUCAUUUGGAAAUUUGACCAAUCUUGAAUGGUUAGACCUCUCUUUCAACAAGCUCGGUGGGGAGAUUCCUAGUCAAUUGGCAGAUCUAACGUGGCUUGAAGUCUUAAAGCUAUCACAUAACCAACUCAUAGGACACAUACCUUCAGGAACUCAAUUCAAUACAUUCAACAAUGAUUCAUAUAUUGAAAAUUUGGGAUUGUGUGGGUUUCCAUUGUCAAAAACAUGCGAUAACCACGAGGCAAAGCAACCCCCACCAUUGACCUUGCAACAAGAUGAAAAUUUAGAGCAUGAAAAUGGGUUUGGUUGGCAAGCUGUAUCCAUAGGUUACGCAUGUGGAACAAUAUUCGGAAUGUUAAUGGGAUAUCUUAUGUUUAAAAUUGAAAAACCAAAGUGCCUUGUGAGGAUGGUCAAAUUAGAGCAACAUAUCAUGCUCAGAAGAUUGAAGAAGAAGGCUCACAAACGUGAUGGAAGAAGAUAA
Molecule: messenger RNA, 720 nt
Organism: Quercus lobata
Lineage: Eukaryota; Viridiplantae; Streptophyta; Magnoliopsida; Fagales; Fagaceae
Product: receptor-like protein 9DC3
Exons: 1
Coding region: 1-720 (239 amino acids)
Molecular function (GO): protein binding
Source: RefSeq, a predicted model, not a curated record